Durusdinium trenchii is the source of this 649-nucleotide messenger RNA. The record is from the annotation of a GenBank genome assembly. Lineage: Eukaryota; Dinophyceae; Suessiales; Symbiodiniaceae.
GUCUACUUAGUCUACUUACAUACCUCGUGCUAUUCAUCACAUAAUUUAGGCUUCGAGCCACUGCAGCAACAUGGCGUCUGGGAGUGCUCAGUCUGCUGAACGUCGUCUCCUGCGCGACUUCAAAAAGAUGACAGCGGAUGCACCGAAGGGCGUCUCAGCCGCCCCAGUUGGUGAUGACCUUUUCCAAUGGUCAGCGAUUGUGUUGGGGCCAGAGGGCACAGCAUGGGAAGGCGGCGUGUGGAAAUUGAACAUGAGUUUCCCUCCAGAGUACCCUGGAAAGCCUCCUGCUGUGCGUUUCCAGACUGAAGUCUUCCAUCCCAAUGUCUUCCCUAACGGCCAGAUUUGCUUGGAUCUUUUGGCAGCUGGUUGGUCUCCGGCCUAUGAUGCACGCACGAUUCUGAUAGCAAUCCAGUCCUUGCUGGCUGAUCCAGACACCCAUGCUACACCUGAGGGUGGUGCCAAUCCAGAUGCUGAGUCCCUGUUUGUGAGGGACCGCCAGGGCUACUAUGCGAAAGUGAAGGCGUUGGUUGAGAAGCAGCUGGAAGAAGAUGACAUGGGAUGUCUUAGUGCAGUACCAUAGGGCCUGAUAGAUACGAGUCAGGCAUUCAGUCAUGGUUUCACCUGGAGGUUCUCACUCAAGCAGGCCAAC